GACCGACCAUGGAUUCGUCGAGCGAGCAACAUGCGACGCUGCAGUCGACAAGUGACCGUCAGAUCCAAGUCAAGCUGGAAGGAGGGUCUGAAGAAGAUGCCAAGCGAGAAGACGUUAUCACUCUGAUCGAACAGGAUCUCUCGCUGCUACUACGCAUCCUCACCUCGUCCAUCCACUACAUCUCAACGCGCUCCUCGAUGGUCCAGCUGAGCGACUCCAUCCCGCUAUCGAGGCCAACAGGGGCUGCGGGAGCUUAUGCAAACUCCAACAUGGUCGAACGCGCAACGAUGAAGGAGAGCAUCGACGAAUUGACCGAUGACCUCAUCCAGAAGGCAAAGGACAUCGAGACUCUUGUCGAUCGACUCCCAGUCACGCAGGACGAAGAAGCCUUCCAGCGUGAGCUCCAAGGCUUGGACGAGGAGAUGAAGGUGGCCAAUGAGGAAUACAGAAGCGCUCUUCAAGAGGCCAAGGAGCUCAAGGCGCAAGUCGAUGUUCUUUUGAAGCAACUUUGCGACGACCACCAAUCGACGAGGGCGGCGCUUGCCAAUGUAUCUUCCCUAGAAUCUUCGUCUUCAUCGUCAUUACACCAACAGACAAACAACGAACAGAGCAAUGGGAAGAAGGCGAAACGGUAGGGGGAGUGACCAAUAUUCAUCAUCUGUAUCAGUAACAUCACACACUUUUAGACAUGUCAUACCAUAUCGGAGCUGCGCUGGGAGGAGCUAUACCGCUCAGGAUGCAGAACCGAGGUCAGAUCAGGAG
Messenger RNA from Acaromyces ingoldii, 762 nucleotides. RefSeq lists its product as hypothetical. The transcript is spliced from 2 exons. Gene Ontology annotation, molecular function: transcription coregulator activity. Gene Ontology annotation, cellular component: mediator complex. Gene Ontology annotation, biological process: regulation of transcription by RNA polymerase II. NCBI's taxonomy places the organism in Eukaryota, Fungi, Basidiomycota, Exobasidiomycetes, Exobasidiales, Cryptobasidiaceae. The record is from RefSeq and is a predicted model, not a curated record. Bases 9 to 635 code for a protein of 208 amino acids.